Molecule: messenger RNA, 1272 nt
Organism: Closterium sp. NIES-65
Lineage: Eukaryota; Viridiplantae; Streptophyta; Zygnematophyceae; Desmidiales; Closteriaceae
Source: the annotation of a GenBank genome assembly
AUGGCGCCGCUGCGGACCGUCGGAUCGUCGUCCACGAGCAUUCUCCCGCUAAUCAACGCCAGCCACGUGUCCUCCAUCUGGCACGACAUCCUCCUCAUUCCCCCCCCGCCUCCCGCCAACGACUUCUCCUCCCCCUCCCCGCGCCACCCGGGUCCCCCCUUCCCCGCCUGCACCUUCUCCUUCGUCUGUCGCUCCGCCAAGUCUUCGUCCGCCGAUUGCGGGCCCGGGAGCCGAAAGCUUCGUCGCCGCGACGACCCCCUUUUCCUGCGGGAGAAGCGGAAGGUCGUGUUGGGCCUAGACGGCAGUCCGCUCGAGAUUGGGUCGCAAGCGCGCGAACCUGGCGACGUGUACGACGUUUUUCCUCUUCUGGCGAUGCCCCUGCGACUGCUGGGGGCGGAGCGUAACAGCAUGCCGAUUUCGUGGAGGAUUGUCACCAUCGCAGCGGACGACGAGCUGGUGACUAGUGGGCAGCUGAAACAUUCCCUCAGCGAUUUACUGGAUCGUGUUCGCGAGUGUGCGAACAAAACGGAAUUCUUUUGCGAAAUCGUUGCACCAGGUAAUGCGCCAAUCUGGUUUAUUCGACCAUCUUGUCUCCUUGCUCUCCUUCCUAUUCCCCUGAGACUACCCUCCCUCUCUCUCACUCACCUCCCUCUCUCUCACCUCCCUCUCUCUCACCUCCCUCUCUCUCACCUCCCUCUCUCUCACCUCCCUCUCUCUCACCUCCCUCUCUCUCACCUCCCUCUCUCUCACCUCCCUCUCUCACCUCCCUCUCUCUCACCUCCCUCUCUCUCACCUCCCUCUCUCUCACCUCCCUCUCUCUCACCUCCCCCUCUCUCACCUCCCUCUCUCUCACCUCCCUCUCUCUCAUCUCCCUCUCUCUCACCUCCCCCUCUCUCACCUCCCCAGCCCUUUAAAUAUUUCUUCGCUCCUUCAUUCCGUCCGUUGCUUCGUUGUCUCGCUCCAAAGUCGCUCCCAGCUCCUCCCAGCCAAUCUCCCGCUCCUCUCUCCCCCCUCUCCUCGCCCUUCCCCCUUCCACUCCCCUCCCCGCAAUCCCCCUCCCCCCAGGUCGCUCCCCCAAUCCCUGCUUCGGCGCCUCCCCCUCUCUUUCUCUUCCACAAGCAGCAGAAGAAGAGGCGCGGGAAAGACCCGCCCGACUCCAAGGCUUGCGAACGAAGAGCCUGGAGAGGGGAGCGUGGGGCGGAGGAAGCGGAGGAAGCGGAGGAAGCGGAGGAAGCGGAGGAAGCGGAGGAAGCGGAGGAGGAAGAGCCCUGA